AUGAAAGCUUUCGGCGCCAACGCUGAUAUUUACGCUAGACUCAACGGCGAUUUGGCCAACGACAUUGAGUACAUCUGGGAUGGCCCUCGUCCUUUGUGGCCAUUUGAAACCCUGGAAGACGUCAUUUUCGAUCCUGCACUUUCUUGGUUGGGGAGUUCAUCUACCGGUGAAUCCGCAAAGGACGCCUUUCGAGCUUGUAUAUGCUAUCUCUCUUUGGACGCAGAACAUAGUCGAACUAUUGAAGCAUACGGAAGUUUCCUUGAAGAUCUUGGAAAGAGUAUGCUCGAUGUCGCAGUCAACGUCUCCUUCCGCAAGAGGGCUCGAGCUACCUCUAGGAACUCAACCCCCGCAAAGCCUUCAAUAGGCAACACGAUGACAGAGGAUGGAGACUAUGUAGACAGCGAAAGCGAAGAUGAGUUUGAUCGUAAGUGGCACAGGCUCGACUCGUUCUUGUGA
Ascochyta rabiei is the source of this 456-nucleotide messenger RNA. RefSeq lists its product as uncharacterized. The record is from RefSeq and is a predicted model, not a curated record. The coding region runs from base 1 to 456 and encodes 151 amino acids. Lineage: Eukaryota; Fungi; Ascomycota; Dothideomycetes; Pleosporales; Didymellaceae. The transcript has a single exon.